AUGGCAGGACCACCUUUUGCACCAAGCACUUCAUCAGCAAUUCCGAAUGGCGCUGAGCUGGCUAGGCUCUUGCCGGGCUAUGCUUUGGAUGGAACCAUUGGCUCUGGCGCGACUAGUGUAGUGAAGAAAGCGAGACAUGUUAGGACUGGACAAGUAGUAGCCAUUAAGAUCAUCUCCAUAAGGGAUAAAAUGUCUGAAAAUCUAGUGAAAAAGGAAGUUACAAUACUGAAGAUGCUAGUCGAAAGUCCUCAAAUAAUUCGACUAUAUGAUGUUGUAUACACCGAGGAUUAUGCAUGUCUCGUGCUUGAUUAUGCACCAAAUGGGGAUUUCUUAAGUUAUGUCACUGUAAGGACCAAGAUGUCAGAGGCCGAAGCAAGGCCAUAUUUCCUUCAGCUGAUAUCAGGGGUGGAGUACCUGCAUCAGAAGAUGGUUGCACACCGUGACCUGAAGCUAGAAAAUCUUCUUAUUGAUGGAAAUUUCAAUCUGAAGAUAUCGGAUUUUGGUUUGAGUGCUAUAAUGAACAAUAGCUAUUUGCUGAAACAAAGCUGUGGAAGCCCACAUUACGCUGCUCCUGAGAUUUUUUCGAAUAAACCAUACUAUGGUACACAAGUAGAUGCCUGGAGCUGUGGCAUCAUCUUAUAUGCCAUCGUCUGUGGCUCAUUCCCAUUUGAGGAUGUGGAACCUGAUGGCCUUUACGACAAAAUCAAGAGUGGGCAGUUUGAAUUUCCUGACAUGUACUUAUCAGCUGAAUUCCGUGACCUGGUUGCUGGAAUGCUCACUGUUUGUCCUCUGAAUCGAAUGACUAUCUCCAAGAUACGUCAGCACCCCUGGGUUCUUGCUUAG
This is a messenger RNA of Chenopodium quinoa (quinoa), 843 nucleotides long. Its product is annotated as SNF1-related protein kinase catalytic subunit alpha KIN10-like. Gene Ontology annotation, molecular function: ATP binding; protein serine/threonine kinase activity. NCBI's taxonomy places the organism in Eukaryota, Viridiplantae, Streptophyta, Magnoliopsida, Caryophyllales, Amaranthaceae. The coding region runs from base 1 to 843 and encodes 280 amino acids. The transcript is spliced from 5 exons. The record is from RefSeq and is a predicted model, not a curated record. Gene Ontology annotation, cellular component: cytoplasm. Gene Ontology annotation, biological process: intracellular signal transduction; protein phosphorylation.